Molecule: messenger RNA, 4742 nt
Organism: Pygocentrus nattereri (red-bellied piranha)
Lineage: Eukaryota; Metazoa; Chordata; Actinopteri; Characiformes; Serrasalmidae
Gene: zbtb25
Product: zinc finger and BTB domain containing 25
Exons: 3
Coding region: 1182-2501 (439 amino acids)
Biological process (GO): regulation of transcription by RNA polymerase II
Cellular component (GO): nucleus
Molecular function (GO): DNA-binding transcription factor activity, RNA polymerase II-specific; RNA polymerase II cis-regulatory region sequence-specific DNA binding; protein binding
Source: RefSeq, a predicted model, not a curated record
GAAAAUGCAACCAUACAUGAAAUAUAUGCACGAGUGAGGAGGGAACGGCAGAGCUGGCCGCUUUCUUUCAACCAAAUGGAGAAUAACGAACAGCGAGCGUUAGACGAGAGAGUCUUAUCAGCAGACGAGGCAUUAAACGCUUUAAGGUUGUCCACUAGACUGCGUGAAAAUAAACUUUGUUGCUUAUGACUUUAAGAUUGUUUUCAGUUCAUCCGCCAAACUUGUGUUGAUUAGACGUUGCAUUUUUGGCGAAGUCAAAGAGCGACACUAACCCACAACGACGCGAAGUGGCGUUAUUUAUUUAUUUUUUACAUUUGAGCUUGUGCUGCAGCUGCUAAUGUACAUCGUGGUCACGUGACGGAGCCUGAGCAGAGCCCCGUGUCAGACGCAUAGGAAGCAGCACGAGCGCUUUCCUGCAGCAGCACGUACGAAAUAAAAAGCGCUUUCACGCACAUAGGCGGUAAGAUUGCGUUUUCUUCAGCGUCUUUCGUCUUUCCGUCAACGCAUGCAUGCUUUAUAUGUGGAGAUGCAUGGGAGGCGAGCCCCGUUUCUUCGAGAACUGCCAUCAUCGACUGCGUAGAGCAGACGUGUGAAAAAUGAAUGUGAUGCUGUCUUGAGCGAGAGGCUGGUGGUGGGAGGCAAAGCGGGCACGUUCCAGAAGCACGAGUGCCUGUCUGGCUGAUAUUUGACGUUAUCAGCUGUCGCAACUCAUUGGGGGAUAAAUAAGUGCUUUUAUGUAACGCCGGUCAGGCUUUGUCUCCGCUCGGCUGUGUUUAUAAGAAACUCAGGCUGGCCGAGCCGCUCCACUUCACCACAAACAAUGCAUGCGUCCAUGGUUUAGAGGAAGAGGCCUCCACCUCGCAAGUGUGACUCACAGAAACAGUCCACGAAGCAUGUCACUUAGAUAACACUUGGUGCAAGUUGCCAGUGCGCCUGAAAUCGCGCUAAUUCCAGUGCUGCGCCUUUGCGUGUAAACAGACGCAUGUAACAUGUGAGGCCAGGCGCAGACGUGUAGCCCCAGUAGACGUCAGAGUGGCCGGGACAAUCCCAUCCAGAUGUAAACAUCUGGCCUAGGUUUCCCCAAAAAUGUGCAAAAAGCUGUUUCCAUUUCCUCCAAUAGAGGUCGCCCAUUGUCCCAUCUUCUUGAAUACACAGGGUGUUAGGGUAACAGAGGGGGCAUCAUGGAUGUGUCCAGCCACAGUCUAUUCCUCCUGCAGCAACUGAAUGUCCAAAGGGAGUUUGGGUUCCUGUGCGACUGCACUGUGGCCAUUGGCAACGUGUACUUCAAGGCCCAUCGAGCAGUGCUGGCUGCCUUCUCCAACUACUUCAAGAUGAUCUUUAUCCAUCAGUCCAGUGAGUGUAUUAAGAUCCAGCCUACAGACAUCCAGCCAGACGUCUUCAGCUACCUGUUGCAUAUAAUGUACACAGGCAUGGGCCCUAAGCAGCCUGUGGAUCAGAGCAGGUUGCAGGACGGCAUCAAGUUCCUUCACGCAUACCAGCUGUGCCGCAAGACAGGUGAGGGUGGAUCUGACGCCUCCUCUGACCCCAUCCGGUUGUCCAACCUUUAUGGCAUCCAGAUCUCCUCCCAACUGACCGCCAAAGAGUCUUCGGGCCUGAAGGCGGCCAGUGGCUCGCGGGACACUGAAGAUGGGCGCUCCAGUGCCCGGGCUGACCGCUCUCAUGGCGGUCGGCCAACUCUGGCUCUGGGCCUGGAGGGUCUUCCAUUGGAACGCUCAUCCCGAGGCCUUCGCACUGUCUCCUCUGUGGCCUCGGGGGACGAUUCAAACUCCCUUUCAACCAGGAUCAAGCAAGAGAGAGUGGAAGAGGAGGAGCAGGAGGAAGGGGAGGAGAACCAUCGGGCACCUGGCUCUCUUCCCUCAACCCAGGGUAGCCCUUGCCAGGCAGCUCUCUUCAAGGAUGGUCCUUUGGCACUGCUGUGUCCACGUUGUGGUGAACGCUGCUUGUCGCCUGAGGGCUUGCAGGAGCAUCUUUUUACUCAUGCAGCCUGCACACUGGAGCCCUCCAUCAGCAGUCUGAUGGAGGGAGGACCCUCUGAGGAUGGAGGUGGAGAUGCCAGGGGAUCGGAAGAGAGACGGGCUCAGAAGGAGCGAGUGGAUGGAGGCACUUUAGAGGAGGCUUUGCGACAAAGUCAGGCACUGGCCGACGAGUUGGCAGCCGAGUUGAGGCGGGGGGGCAGCAGCCCGACAGCAGGAUUCACCCGCAAGAGGAAAAUGGCUUGUGCAGUCUGCAACUUGCGCUUCUCCCACAAGAGCCAGUUGCAGGAGCACAUGUUUGCCCAUGUGGGUAAGCCUCUACGUUACCAUCGCUAUGGUCGCUUUUGUGGCCAGCUCCUCCAUGGCUGCGAGGGACCGCCGGACAUCACAGCAACGGCCACAGCAGUCGAGGAGACUGUCCGGGACACUCAGGACAACGGCAGCUCCUGCUACUCACUGGACUCGGAGGUGUCUCAGGAGAGCGUAGAUGCUGUGACUGUGGAGUGACACAUGGACUCUUCAUUGACAUGCAGUCUCCACUCAGCUUUGACCUCAGACACUGUCUUGUCUCAUGUAACUCCUGUUAGUACAUUUCAGUUCUAGAACUGCUGUUGACACUCUGUUGACGAGUUCAAUGUGUAUAUUCUGUUGUGGCUGAGCAACGCUGGACCGAGGAGCUAGAUGUUGUGUUUCGUUCAGUAAUACUGUAUUUUCUAAAACUGUAAUGACUGAUACAUGCACAUCAAACUAAACCAGCGCAGACAGUGAAUUUGAAAUAGGUUUCUGAUGAAAGUCAGAUUGCUGUUGUAAUGACUACAUGAGUACAGAAUUGUUUUCUUAAUGUUGUGUAGCCGGUAGAUUGACUUCACAUUCAUGAACAAUCCACCCUAAAAGAUAUGAGAUUAAUCCUCUGUGAAAUCGGGUUCAGUGCCUUAAAAUUAUUUGCCAAGCAACACUAAAAGCACUAAAAGCACUUAAAGUGUUGCCCAACCAAAUCCGGCCUGUGGUGAAUCACAAAAAUAGCAUCCUUCAUUCAUUGUAUGGUAUGUUGGCAUUACCACAUAAAUACAGUGCCUGAUUUUGUGAAAUGCUCCAAGAACUGGCCUAAUGUAAUGAAAGAAUGGGUCCAACCAGUGCUUUCUGCUUAAAUGAUUCUCUGAAAACCUGCCAAAGGUUAUACUGUAUGGUAAACGUAUAAACACUAUACUUGGUACCUCAGCACAUAAACAAACAGGCUUGCAUAAUUGGGAUUAUGUGUUUGUGCCACUAGAAGUGAAAAUGUGUCUCUAUAAUGUCGAGGUUCAAAGGCCACUGCAGUAACAUCACUGACUUUGUCACCUAAAACCACGCCGUCUUAAAGGUCACCUGUCAUCAGCGCUGGUGAAAAAUGUGUGUGUUACAUUCUGAGAGCUGACCUUUAUGUCUCUAAUGGAAUAGUAAAUAGCAAAUGAUGAUGAUGAUUCGCUUUCUACUUGUGUCUGGAAAGCCCACAGGCCAGAUUUUGAGUAGUAUUUUUUGAACACUCGAGAAGAGGUCAGUGUACUGUGAUGAGAAGUUUAAACCAGUGAAAAGCUAACGUCUGUGACACUUGUGUGACUCGUAGAGUGCAUUUUGAAGUCUCAUUAUGACUUUUAUUUUAUCAGCACUGAUUAAUGUUGUGUAAUACUGUGUUCUGAUUAUUUUUUUAAAUAAAUGGCAUUUUCAGUGAACUGCAUUUAAAUUCACUGCAUUAGAAAAACAGUGUAAACCACAAACGCCUUUCUAUUUUUAUUUUUCUGUAUAUAUUUUACUCACUGAGAUGUAAAGACAUUUAGUGGUUUAAUAGUGCUUAACCACUGUGAAAUAGUGCACUACAGGGAAAGGGUGUUUCUUCACAGUGAUGGUGAUAGGAACCAGGCGUUGCAAUGUCUACAGUGCAAAUAUAGCCAUUUUUUUUAUUCAAAACGACCUACACAUGAACUUACGAGUGUCUUGGCUUUUCACAUCUAGUGAUGAUGUUAGAAGAGUGUUUAAUAUUUUUCCAGAAUAGAGCAUUUCACAUAAAACCAUGCUAAAUAACUUUGUUUACAUCUUAAUGACUUAACCAUGAAGAAAUUGUGAAAAUCUGUGGAGUUCCCUUUUAAUCGUCCCCUUUUUAAUCGUACCUCCAAAAGUCUCUCCGCUUUGAAGUUAUGGCUUUUCACCUUUUUCCACUAGAGGGCAGCAUUUGCUUGAGAGGUUUCAAAAUGUUAAGGGUAGAUUCCUGAACAGGAGUUAUUUACAAAUCUCAAACACAGUUUGCUCCCGUAGUAAUCCAGAGAAACCAAGCAGUCAGUCUAAAAUGACCUUAAACCAGACGUGUCGAGGAGUUAGGCCUACCCUUAAGAGGAGCAUUAGAGCAUGAAACAUUUUACUAUAUGGUCUGCAUUUAAAUAUGAACAUGGUCCACAGGAGGAUAUGUGAUUCUUUGCCUGUCUGCUCUCACCACAUAUUUACAUUUAUUUAAACAAAGCCUUUGAAUGAUUCUUGCGGGUUUACCAUCCACACAAAUGACAGACUAAGAACAUAUGAGACGUCUUAUUUUGUGCUUGCACAACAGAAGGUUCCGGGGAGGUAAACGAGUGGUUGUGUAGCUGCUAACUAAUACGUGGGUUAUCCAUUGCUAUAGAAACUAGACUUAUGUUGCAGUAAUAUGAAAAAUGUCGUCACAUUCUGGCUGAAAAUAUGAACUGUGGGAGAAAUAAUGAAAUAAAGCACUUGUGAAUUGCA